Messenger RNA from Ciona intestinalis (vase tunicate), 762 nucleotides. Its product is annotated as histone H3.3A. The record is from RefSeq and is a predicted model, not a curated record. NCBI's taxonomy places the organism in Eukaryota, Metazoa, Chordata, Ascidiacea, Phlebobranchia, Cionidae. Gene Ontology annotation, molecular function: structural constituent of chromatin; protein heterodimerization activity; DNA binding. Gene Ontology annotation, cellular component: nucleosome.
GGGGGGUUUCGGAUUAUUUUAAAAUUAAUUUAUUUUAAUUUUUAGUUUAAUAAAAACAGUGUGUAUAGUUUUUUCUGUUAUUAAAUAAAAUGGCAAGAACAAAGCAGACAGCUAGAAAAUCAACAGGAGGUAAAGCUCCACGUAAACAACUUGCUACGAAAGCUGCUCGUAAAAGUGCGCCAUCCACUGGUGGGGUGAAGAAACCGCAUCGUUAUCGACCAGGAACCGUCGCCCUAAGAGAAAUCCGAAGAUAUCAGAAAUCCACGGAAUUGCUCAUCCGAAAGUUGCCAUUCCAGCGACUUGUGAGGGAAAUUGCCCAAGAUUUUAAAACUGAUCUUCGAUUCCAGUCUGCAGCUAUCGGCGCCUUGCAAGAAGCUAGUGAAGCUUACUUGGUUGGUUUGUUUGAAGAUACAAACUUGUGCGCCAUCCACGCUAAGAGAGUCACCAUCAUGCCAAAGGACAUUCAGCUUGCUCGGCGGAUUCGCGGAGAACGUGCUUAGUCAUCUUUAUUCAGCAUAUUAUAAUGUUGCUAUGCCAUAUUAACUCAAAACUUAACAAACAAUGCAAAUAAAAUCCUUCAAUAACUUUCUUCCUACUGUUCUUGUAAAACUAAACAAUCUUGUUUUCUUUUCAAAUCUUAAUAAUUAAAAUAAACUUUGAUUUUUGUUUUGUGGUUUAAAAUCAGUAAUGCUACAAUUUUAUUUUGUUUUUACCAAGCUGACAUUCCUGUUUUACAUGUAAAUACUGUAACCCUGUAUUUAG